AUGUCCACUGUACCCACAUUGAGCUCCACUACCUCUCCCACUGCAACACAACUUGUCUUUGCACUAACCAAUGUCUACAACCAGUUUAGCUUUAAACUAUCGGUUGAUGGGUCCAAAUACAAACUGUGGAAGCGUAUCUUCUUAGACAUGUGUAAAGGAGCCAAGGUGCAUGGUCAUAUUACUGGCAAAUCCCUCCUAAAAGGUGAUGAUGAUGAAAAUUGGGAGGCCAUUGAUUCUAGGAUCAAAUCAUGGUUUUAUACUACAUGUGAUGCUAAUCUUUUGCAUAUUAUAUCUAGUGAUGACUGUACAACCAAAGAUCUUUGGGACAAGCUCACUAAAUUCUUCCUCAAUAACAAGAUGUCCCAUAUGCUCCAACUUCAAGAGCAAUUUCGAAAUACCAAGAAAGGGUUUUCAUCAAUCACAGAAUUUUGCCACACUUUGAAGAAUUUGGUUGAAGCGCUCGCUGAUUGUGAUUCCAAAAUUGAUGAAAUUGAGCUUGUUAUGUAA
Messenger RNA from Lactuca sativa (garden lettuce), 507 nucleotides. RefSeq lists its product as uncharacterized. The record is from RefSeq and is a predicted model, not a curated record. NCBI's taxonomy places the organism in Eukaryota, Viridiplantae, Streptophyta, Magnoliopsida, Asterales, Asteraceae.